UGGCCUUUUGGAGCGACCUACUGCACUCUCAGUAACUUCAUGGCUAACGUCACCAUAGCUGCCAGCGUCUUUACUCUCACGGCGAUAUCCUCUGAUAGAUACAUUGCCAUUGUCAGACCACUGAAGCCAAGGAUGUCGAAAGGUGAAGCACUCCAGGUUAUCCUCAUUAUCUGGAUAUCUUCCAUGAUUUUAGCUAUCCCUUGUCUUCUGUUCUCCACUACUGUCUCUAUCAGGUACAAAAACGAUGAAAUUCGACGGGGUUGCUUCUUAGCGUGGCCAGACGGCGACACCAGCACCUCAUACAUGGAGUAUGUGUACAACACUGUGUUCUUCAGCAGCACAUAUAUCCUGCCUAUGUGCGUCAUGUUAGUGAGUUACUCGCUCAUUGGAUGUGAACUCUGGGGAAGCAGGUCAAUCGGCGAGCCUACUGACAGACAAGCCACCUCCAUUAAGUCAAAAAAACGAGUGGUGCGCAUGUUGAUGGUAAUUGUUACCAUCUUCAUGUUGUGCUGGCUGCCACAGCAAGGUUUCUUCCUCUACCAGUACCACAACAGACACGUCCUGGAUACUGAAAACAUUCAACAUAUCUACUUAGGCUUCUACUGGUUGGCUAUGGCAAACGCCAUGGUUAACCCUAUGAUAUAUUACUGGAUGAAUACCAGGUUCCGCACUUACUUCCGUGAGGUGGUGCUGCAGUGCUGUCCGGGACGGUGGAGGUGCUGGAACCAUUUCUGUUUAUCCAGGAAAAACAGAUUUCUUGAUUCACCUCAACUCCAGAGCAGACAGGACAGUGCUGAGCACACAUCACGCACCAGGUCAGAUGGGCGUGUGAAUACCAACGUAGUACCUAGAAGCACGGCUGGUCAUCACGAUAACCUCUUCACGUACUCGAAAAAGAGUUUUAGAUGUAGCCAUAAGGGUCCUGUGCGUGACGAGCAGAGUGACCAGACAGUGGAGUACCCGAAGCAUCCCUUCACAUCAAGACCCAAAUACAGGACACGAGAGACCUGUAGUCUUGUGCCUGUGAGAUACAAGGAUUUAUCUCAGGGCUAUCGUGUGCCUGGGGGAGACGAGGACUUGCCCCAGGGCUAUACUAAGCCUGGGGUAGACAAGGAGUUACCUCAGGGGUAUCUUGUGCCUGGGGGAAACAAGGAGUUACCCCAAGGCUAUACUGAUUCUGGGGAAAACAAGGAUUUACCCCAGGUCCAGUAUCUCUCCCAUCCGAGUACAAUCAGCAUCAACAUCCAUCAAACAUCAACCAUAAACCCCCACAUGAAUGGAGUGAACAGAAUCAUUAGCCAACCGGCCACAGAAGAAUCGACAGACGAGGUAAUCAGAGAGCAUGGAAGGACCAAGGAGAAGCAAAUAGAUGUUGAUUCUCCUGUCCAACCAGUCUCGAGAUUACCAGCAUCAUCCAUGAAAUCUAAACCUUGUAUGGCUUACAUUCUGCAUCCCGUUGCUUGUAGAAACGAACCAGCAUCACCUCGUCUGUGUAGCCAGUUAAUACACAGCUCCACAAACAAUACAAUAGCGAAAAUCGACAAACUAGAGGAAAACAGUGUGGAAAGAGAUCGCAAACUAGCUGUGUCAAAUUUUGCAACUGACGAAGAUGCAACUAUAGUCGAUCCCAGCAGGAGAGUCACUAAGCAACGCUUCGGUGAUACUGACGUGGCAGUGAACAAGUUAGAAACGAAGCAAGCUGAGAGAGUGAAAUUACACACCGUUCAACAAGCAAUUGCAGACACAAUAAACUCUGCAUUGCAAGACUUCAACACCAGUCACCACUGUGACUUACACGUGACUGAAGGGGCUUUAGACACGCACAUCAGUCUGAAUGCCUCCAAAGAGAUAAUGUUGUGAUGUUAAAUAAUUUCAAACGUAAUUUUAAACCUUAAA
Molecule: messenger RNA, 1896 nt
Organism: Cherax quadricarinatus
Lineage: Eukaryota; Metazoa; Arthropoda; Malacostraca; Decapoda; Parastacidae
Source: RefSeq, a predicted model, not a curated record